Molecule: messenger RNA, 657 nt
Organism: Effrenium voratum
Lineage: Eukaryota; Dinophyceae; Suessiales; Symbiodiniaceae
Source: the annotation of a GenBank genome assembly
AUGUGCAGUGAUAGCAGCAGCAGUAGAAGCCGCAAUCGGAACACAUGCUGUGCUGAAGUGUUGCACUUUGGAUCGAAGGUCGGUGCAGAUCUGGAAAAUAUUGUCUAUUACAGAGGUGAUGAAAGUCACUACAUGAUCAUGACUCCCUCGAAACAGUGCCUGGUGGAGAAGGGCUGCCUUGCCGCCGCCGAGUCCCUGGACGGCGCCCCUCUGCUGCGGGAGGACAACGUUGACCUGGAGAAUUUGAAAUCUUUGGCGAAAGAGGUGGCGCAGCACUUUGGGCUUCCAACGCUCCUGACAGCAGAGCAGUCGGCUUUGAUCUUCGACUUUUCUGACACAAAGCGCCACGAGCAGGCGAUGCUUUUCCAAGACGCAGACGGAGAGGGCGCACCUCUCCCAAUCUCUUUAGCAGGCGAUGCCCUGCUGGAGCCCUUCUGGCCUACAGGCCUCGGCUGCAUCCGCGGCUUUUUGGGCGGGCUGGACUCGGUGGCGUGUCUCAGCACCUGGUUCAAAACUGGUGACCGGGACCAGGCGCUAGCCAAGGCGGAGCGAGCCUACAGGGCCCUGAAAUCCGUGGAUUCUCAGACGAAGGACAUGACGUUGAAGCCAGACAGCGAGUGGCGGAUUGAGCCGGCCACUCGCUACCGGCAUAUGUGA